UAAUCAGCAAACAAAACACAAAAGCGACCAUCCUUCCUCUUCUUUUUCCUUCCUUCUCCUCCAUCGAAACAGCUAGUAGAAAAGGUUUGGCGACAACGGAGAGAAAAUGACGCACGUUGUAACGACUUAGGUGGAGAGAUGGAGAGACGGACAGGGGAUCAUCUGCAUCAGUGUGGUGAUUAGGAAGCAAAGGGAAGAACCUCCACCUUUCUCUUCUUCUUUUCUUCCUGUAACCACACACCACGGGAAUCUAGUUAAUCCUCGAUCUUCCCCUACUUCUGUUGCCAUAAAAGAAGGAAAGCGACAGAAGGAACAGAGAGACAGAGAGUGUGUGAGAGACGGCAGAAGAGGGAUUCAUAUGGGGAGCGCCGCGUCGAGAGAAUCUCACCUGAUGGGCACGACGGCAUCCAAGUCUGGUCGGAAGUAUGGGUCGCGCCAUCAACAGCACCAACAGCACGGCGGUUCCCUCCCUCCCUACCUCUCCCGCGUCCGAUCCCUCCCAUCCUCUUCGCCGCUCUACCGCCCUUCCUCUCGCCGCAGGGACGACUCCCACCAACCCCCCUCCCUCGCUCUUGAACCCCUGCCCGACACCAACGACCCGCCCUCGCCUGACCAUGUCGACGCCGAGGACCCCAUGCACCUACCCGGCGACCCUCCGCUCGUCUCGAAGACGCCGGCUGACUGUCGAACAACGGCGUCCGUCGGCCGCUCUCUCAGUCUUCAUCACGGUUUCAACGGUAAGUUCGUCACAACCUCCACCGCCGAUGAUCCGCAGUCCCUGCGGUGGCAUCUUUCUGACGAGUUGACUAGACUGUCAACCCUGAACUCCGGUGUAGAGUUAAAGGAUUCCGGCCAACAGAAGCCCGCCAUUCCGAGCUCCAAAAUCUCCCCGGAAGUGCCUCCUCCGCCGCCUCCGGGGAGCGAAGGGAAGAUAGUGGUGUACUUCACGAGCCUGCGGGGGAUCAGGCGGACGUUCGAGGACUGCUGCGCGGUGCGGUGGAUUUUCCGGGGAUUUAAGGUCUAUGUGGACGAGCGCGACGUCUCGAUGGACUCCUCUUACAGGAGGGAGUUGGAGAGCGCGUUCGGGGGGAGCGUCUCGCUUCCGCAGGUGUUCGUGGGGGGGAAGUACAUCGGAGGAGCAGAGGAGGUGAGGUAUCUGGCUGAGAUCGGAGAGUUGGGGAAGAUCCUUCAAGGGUUUCCUGUUCGAGAGAAAGCCGAAGUCUGCGCGAUGUGCGGGGACGCGAGAUUCUUCCCCUGUGAGAACUGCCAUGGCAGCAGGAAGGUCUACGAGGAGGAAGACUGUGGCGGUUCUCUUAGACGGUGUACAGAGUGCAAUGAGAACGGAUUGGUCAGGUGCCCAUUGUGUUGUUGUUAAGAAUAAGAAAAGGUAACAGAUGCCAUGAUCGAUGGUGUUCCACUGUUUUGUGAUGAAGAUGACCCGACAAAAUGGAAAAGGUGGGUAUGCUAUUUCCCAUUUGCUAAUUCUGUUUAUAGUCUGUGUAUAUGAGUUCAGGUUCGAAUUGGGGAUGGAGGAUGUAAAGGUUUUCUCUGUUGUUUUUGUGCGGCGGGAUUCGUAGCUAAGUUGGUUCUUUGUUCUCUGUAACGAAGCUCAAACUCUUUAUUUAUGUAUUGGAUACGGAGAGAGGUUGGAAAAUUUUAAAUGUCCUCUUCGUUCCUUGAUUUUCCAAUGUGACGAAGGACAUAAUUUGCUGUAUAUAUCUUGAGAAAUAUGCUAUCCAUCCACAUUCUGAAGGGGAUGCAUGUUCAAGUUGUUAUUGAGCUUGCACCUUGUAGAAUGGAUUGUGAUUGAAUGGUAAU
Messenger RNA from Nymphaea colorata (pocket water lily), 1818 nucleotides. RefSeq lists its product as uncharacterized. Bases 359 to 1375 code for a protein of 338 amino acids. Lineage: Eukaryota; Viridiplantae; Streptophyta; Magnoliopsida; Nymphaeales; Nymphaeaceae. The record is from RefSeq and is a predicted model, not a curated record. The transcript has a single exon.